UGUGUUUCAAGUGGAACGAAACUGAGAGAUCUUCUUUCAAGAAAGUAGACCGACCUGUUUUUUAGGUUAAAAAGUCAUUUUGUGUUUGUUGUUUUGAGGUGUUUCGGGGCUUUUCCAGGUGUUUUUGUCAGAAUUGACUCUUGAGAUGAGGAAUUACAAGAGGAAAACUGACAGACAGAGCUGGAGCUCCACGGAUAUGGCACAGGCUAUUGCUAUGGUUGUCGAGAAAAAAUUGGGGAUUAAUAAGGCUGCACAGUUAUUUAAUGUUCCAAGUACUACAUUGCAAAAUCGAGUUAAGAAGUAUCAGAGUGGGUGUUCCCUCGAGGAAGCUGCGAAGAAAGGACUUGGAAAAUUCAAGGCCAUCUUCACUGAGCUGCAGGAGAAGUGUCUCGUGGAGUACAUUCAGCAGGUGCAAAAGACUAAUACUGAAAAAUUUACAACGAAAGACCUGAGGAAAUUGGCGUACCAGCUGGCGGAGAAGUGCAAUGUCCAGCACAAGUUCAACGCUGAGGACGGCAUGGCAGGAUUGGACUGGUACACUGGAUUCAUGAAGAGGCACCCGGAGCUGUCAUUUCGCAAGCCCAAGAAUUCGGAAAAUUACCCAGAUCAUCACGACUGUCUCGAGAUCAUCCUGGAGGAGCAUGAGAUCAAGGUCGAGCCCGUUGACCCACCAAAAUCAGCCACAUAACACAAAUAAACCGACGAAUCUCGACGAUUUAAGAUUAAGGGACAUUUAUCAUGGAUAUAUUAUUAUUUUCACUAUCUAUCGUGUAAUCUAUACAGUAAGUCUCCAGUAUUAUUCAGUUAUGAUUAUGUGGGAUCAUUUUUUUUAUUUAUUGUCACGUCGAUCCAUUAGGUAAUUGAUAUAAAGUCGAAAUAUAUGGAAUAUGUGAAAUAUU
Fopius arisanus is the source of this 899-nucleotide messenger RNA. RefSeq lists its product as uncharacterized. Gene Ontology annotation, molecular function: DNA binding. The coding region runs from base 146 to 688 and encodes 180 amino acids. The record is from RefSeq and is a predicted model, not a curated record. NCBI's taxonomy places the organism in Eukaryota, Metazoa, Arthropoda, Insecta, Hymenoptera, Braconidae. The transcript has 2 exons.